Messenger RNA from Chelonoidis abingdonii (Abingdon island giant tortoise), 3616 nucleotides. RefSeq names its product Bardet-Biedl syndrome 12 (gene BBS12). Lineage: Eukaryota; Metazoa; Chordata; Testudines; Testudinidae. The record is from RefSeq and is a predicted model, not a curated record. Gene Ontology annotation, biological process: photoreceptor cell maintenance; chaperone-mediated protein complex assembly. Gene Ontology annotation, molecular function: ATP binding.
UCGCGCGCUGCGUGCGAGGCUGUUCGGUCGCGUUUAGAACGGGAGUGACCCUCCCCCGCGGACGACCCGGGGUCUUCCCUGCGCGUGGGGAGAGCGAGAGCGGGGCUGGCGGCGGAGAGCGAAGAUGCCACAGUAUCUUUUAUCACAAAUCACUGGACUUUUGUUUUUCACCUCAUCUGAUAGACAGCACCAUGGUGCCUCUUAACCCCCAUGCAGAAGCACAGUUCAGUACUAAGGCACAUCUUCCUCAACGGGUAGAAAACUUGAUGGGACUGCUGGUGAUUGGCUUGGCCCAGGCGGAGCCUCUUUUUGCUCAACAGCCCCACCCUGUUACCUAUAUUGACUGCUGAUCAUGGCUUUCAGAAAUAUGAACAGAAGAUGUCACAUUGGACUUCAGCAGCUUUCAUCUUUAGCAUCAAUAGGAAGAACAUUUUUAGGGCCAGUAAAAUCAUAUAAAUUUAUUGUAGAUGAAAGCACCAGUGAGAGUAUUUUGACUUGUUCUGCAGUUAGACUUCUUGAAAGUUUGGAUUUAACUAGUGCAGUGGGACAGCUUCUUAAUGAAACAAUUCAGGCACAGAACAAAGAAUAUAAAACUGGAAUGACAACCCUGUUGUUUCUUGUUGGUGCAUGGAGCAGUGCUGUACUUGAAUGCCUUCAGCAGAAUGUUCCUUUUUCACUAAUAGUAUCUGUGAUGUCUGAAGGAUUGAACUCUUGCAGUGAAAAAGUCCAAUGUCUUCAGCUAUCAGUACAUAAUUUAUAUAAAGGGCCUAAUUCUGUUCCUAUUCACUUCACUUCUAGCAGUCUGGGGCCCCAAAUUAUUGAAACUAAAACUCCUGGUAUUGGAGCUAACCAUUUUUUAAAUCCUCUUCUGCAUAUUCUUAAAGAGGUUCCUGUAUCUAAAGAAGAAAGUGUUCCUGAAGGCCUUCACUCUCAUCAAGCAAGCCCUUGCGAUCCUCAUAACAGAUGUUUGAAUUUACACGUAUGCCCUACAGACUAUAUAACACCCUCAUUGGUUGAACCAGUGGGCAAUAAAACUAUGCCUGCAGUUCCUGGAAGCAGUUUGAUUGCAUCCAGCUAUAUUAAAAGAACAAGAUUAACUCAUAGUAGAUACUUUAACACUCCAGGAAAAAAACAUUGUUCACUCCAAGUAGACAAUUUUGGAGGUCCUCCCACUGGGCCUGCAGCAUAUCCUUAUGAAUUUAAUGAUUUUGGACAGUUGGCAAUGGCUCUUAGCCAUGGGAAUCAGUCUAGCAUGAAAUUGGUACAGGAUAUUGUCAGAUGCCAACAAGAAGUAGCUGAUCACACAGGUUCUUCUCAAUUUAAUAUUGCAGAAGUUGUGACAUGCUGUUUACCAGGAUUGUCUGAACAUUAUUCUUGUGUGUGUCCAGGGUAUAUCACUUUAGUAUCACCAGAGAAAGCCACUGUUACCAAGCAACUUCAGGAUAGACCACUUCAGAUUCUUCUUGUAGAUGGUGAUCUAACAGAAAAGUAUCGUCACUUGGGAUUUAAUAGACCAUCAAAUGUCAGAACAAUAUCGGAAAAUGUAGGUUUACAAGAAAGUAGCUCAGAAAGUUUAUGGAUAAAUUGUGUGUUAGAUAUUUUAAUACAAGCAAAAGUAAAUUUAGUUUUGGUAAAAGGAAAUGUGUGUGAAAGUUUAAUGGAAAGAUGUAUCCUGAAUAACAUAUUGAUAAUCAAUCCAGUAACUCUCAAUGUGCUACAUGCUUUUGGGAAGGGCACAGGAGUGCAGCUGGUGACAUACCUUUCCCAGGUAAAUAGUUAUUGCGUGGGUAGCAGUGUCUGGGUGGAUUUCUGGAGAACUGGUGACUUGAGCACAAUGGAAUUGGAUAACAAAGUGCCAAUCAGUAUAAAGGCUGAAGGAAUUCAUCUGGUAACAGCUGUGCUUAGUAGCACAGUAAGUUCAAAGAUGCAAAUCACUGAAGAUCAGUUCUGGACUUGUGCUUAUCGCCUGCAUCAUGCUUUAACUGACCAGAAAGUUUUUCCUGGAGGUGGUGCUGUUGAACUGUUGUGCCUCAGUCAUCUUAAAAAGCUUGAAGAACAAUCUUUAAAGCAACCAGAUAAAAAACCUUCAGAGGAUUUUUACAUGUCGUCUUGUUGGCUGACAAAAUCAUUGACACAGUAUAAACCAGUUGUACUUAAAGCUCUGGCAAGUGGUUGGCAUCAGUACCUUUCAAGAGUCAUAUGUAACACUGCUCAUUAUGCAUCAGAGUUUGAAGCAAGCGCUUCCAUUGAGCAUCAUCUCAAAAAAGCAGCAGACUAUUGUUCUCCUUCAGCAUAUAUUCUGAAAGAGUUCAAUAAAAGAGAUAAGCUCAUGGUGGAUUUUGGUCUUUCAACUAAACCCGAGGAGGCUGUAAAGAUAUAUGACAAUGUUACACCCAAGGUGGAGGCAUGGCGCAGAGCUCUAGACUUGGUGCUAUUAGUGCUUCAAACAGAUGCUGAAAUUAUCACAGGUCCUAAGAGAAAUCAGUUAUUAAAUUCACAUGUAUCCAGUGAGUUCAUAUUUUUAUAGGACUUAGUAGGCUUUAUUUAGGACUCUAACUCAGUGGGUGGAAAAUUUGCAGGUACAGUGUUUGUACAGCUAUAAAGCAAACUUUUUAGGGUUAUGCCAAUGAUAUUUACCAAUAAAAUUCAGCACAUGGAUGUAGAGACAAACUAGAUAGUGCUGUAGCUUUUAAUUUCUAGAAAUGGAGUUUGCAUCUGGGUAUCCAUCCAAUCUACACUGUGACAAGGUCACACUGAUGCAUGAGAGAAGUAUGAAGCUGCUAGGUGGAGAUACUAAUGGAAAUGAGUUCACUGUCUCUAAGCAACAAUACUGUCUGUUUGUUCCCAUACUCUCUCUACUAACCCUCCUCCCCACUUCUUAUGCUAUGUUGCAUAGGAAGCAAAAAAUAUAGCUCCAGACUCUUCAGGUGGAGAGAAAAGGCUGAAAUUUGGUCUGGGUUUCGGGCAUGUUUGUGCUUUGCAAAACAAUGGCAGGGGCAGCUGAGAGUUUCAGCCACAGAUUUCCCUUUAGUCAGUUCUUGCCCUUAUUCACCUGCUACAGCAGAGUAAGACCCUCCUGUCUUAACUGCUGUUUUUGUGGGUGUUCUGUGAUGGGGGCUUUGCUUUGUCUACCCUCAUUUCUUAUUUCUAGUGGGGCUUUUCACAUAAGAAACUUCAAGUCCUGUCUACCCUGUUCCUGGAAGACCUUAGAUGACUCAGAUACUAGUGAGAUUGACAUCACAAGUAACAAAUGUUUUUUAGUUGCUCUUUUCUUUUUUUUCUUUUUUUGGUGACCAUCAUUUCCCCAAAUGCCUGAUGCUGUUGAGAAGGAUGAUUCAACACUUCACCUCUUUAGCUAAGGGUUGAGAGAGCUCCUUCUCUGUUUCUCUGGACUUCUAUGAAGAGCUCAGCCAAACACAGGGAUGAGAAGUCUUUAUGCAAAAAGUACAAUGAGGAAAACCCUACAUCUUGUACCUUCUGUGUGGAUGAAGAAAUGGGCACUCUUUCUUUGCAGGUCCCAUUCUGACUGCUUCAGAGACUAGCUAUUGUCUGUUGAGGGGAAAUCUACUCUUUGUUUGGAAGUCUGAGAAGGUGAGAAGUAUUAAGCAUAUUUCAC